Messenger RNA from Coniosporium apollinis CBS 100218, 1029 nucleotides. RefSeq lists its product as uncharacterized. The transcript is spliced from 3 exons. Bases 1 to 1029 code for a protein of 342 amino acids. The record is from RefSeq and is a predicted model, not a curated record. Gene Ontology annotation, molecular function: oxidoreductase activity, acting on NAD(P)H. Lineage: Eukaryota; Fungi; Ascomycota; Dothideomycetes.
AUGCUAUAUCACUCAGCCGUCGUCACAGUUGCUCCUCGAGCGCCGCUUCAGAUUCGUCAAGUUCCAACAGUCGCUCCAUCUGAAGGUGAAGUUCGAAUCAGGGUUGAAUGGACAGCAUCUACACCGCUAGACCUCCACCAAGCCGACGGUGGUCUGCUUGUGAAACAUCCGCAAGUUCUUGGAGAUGGUCUAGUCGGCACGGUUGUUGAAAUCGGCGAGGGGGUACAAAGAAUAAAAGCAGGCGAUAAGGUACCUACCAACUUUGCGCCGGAAGCAGCUGUUACCGUUCCAAACAAUGUUGUCACCGUAUUCCACACCAUUAACACUGAGCUCGGAAUCCAACUCCUAUGGCCCAAGCCUUCCGACUACGAGCCUCCUCACGCUGACGCACCGUUCUUGGUUUGGGGCGGAUCCUCAUCCGUCGGUUCAUACGCGCUCCAGAUCCUCAAAUACUAUGGUUACCGGAACCUCUUCACCACCGCGUCCAAACGCCACCACGAGCGUCUCAAGUCGUUCGGUGCUAGAUACACUUUUGACUACAAUGACUCGAGCGUUGCAGAAGCAAUUCGUGUCGCCGCAGCGGAGUCAUGCCAAAGAGGCGCCAGUCACUCGCCAUUAAUACCUUUCAUCAUCGACUGUAUCGGCUCGCAAAGUCACAGCCUUUCUCCGCUCUCCGAUAUCGCACAUACAGGGUCGAAAGUCGCUGUAAUGCUCCCUGUCAUCGUACGCGACGCUACUAAGGACAUCCCGCCGGAGUACAGCAUGGACGUCCAAGCCGCAGCACACUGGCGAGAUGGCGUCGAAGUAACUGGAGUGAGGACUCACUUCUACCUCGAGAAUGAAUUUUUCGCAGUGCACCUUCAGCCAGACAUUUUGCCUGCAGUCCUUUCGCAAGGCAUUGUCAAGCCGAAUGACUAUCGGAUUGUGCAGGGACCGACACUGCUCGCCAGAGCUCAAGCGGCUUUAGAAGCACUUAGACGCAAGGAAGUCAGCGGAGAGCGACUCGUUUGGCGAAUUGCCGAUGAAUGA